AUCUUGUGUGGCUGCUCCGUUCCUGAAGGGCCACAGGGAAAGUUUCCUGCCCAGUCUGCUCACUGCAGACGCUUGGAAAACGUGACCGAUGGGUUUGCUGAGGUGGGAGAUGGUUGGAGGAGUGAUCUCUUCAUUGGUGGCAGGUGGUUGGGAUGCUACAAUCAGCCAGGGCUGUAAUUCCGUUGGACUGAGUAGGUUUGAUGGCUUUGUGUUCCUGCACAGGGUGUUGCUACACCCUCAGAAAUACUUGGUUGUGAAAUGAUUGAAUUAUUGAAUGAGCUGUUGUUCUGUUGCCUCCAAGCUCCAAGCUCACCCUUUUGUGAGCACAGGAGCUGAAAUCCAUUGGUCCACCCCAAACCCCACAGUGUCACUCUGACAGGGGCACGUGUGGAAGUUACAUUCGGGUGCAAAGCAGGGGCUGAACUUUGCAUCUUGCUCCUCUGACAAGUUCAGGGAGGUGAGGCCGUAUUCCCUCCCCCCUCAGGUUGUUCAGAUGAAUCCUUUCAGUGCUUGUCUUCUCCAAAGUCUUUCCCUGCAUCCAGUGCCAGCUGGAGCAGCCGUGCUGUUCCUCUGUGUCCCAUCAAACUUCCCAGCUUUCAGCUGACAAAGUGUUGCCUCUGCUGCCGAUGUCUCUUAAUUCCUUCCUCUCCCGUUGGCCUCGUGACGGGAUAUUUGGCUCGUUUGCCCCUCGCUGAGCCGUUGGUAAUGGAUAGCAUAUUGUCUGGAGCUGGAGCCUGCUGGGAUUCAGCCUCUGAGUGGCUGAGGAGGCUCCGAGAUUCCAAGAGCCCUGUUGCACAAACACGUUCCGCCCCUGCACUGCCGAGGGGGUGGGUGUGUUUGUCCCUGAUAAAAGAUUGGCUUCUGCCCUUCAUCUGCCCCAGCAGCGAGAGGAGGCAGCUGGGACUCCCCACAGCUUCUGCAGAGAAGGGAGAAGCCCAUUUGCUCCUAGAAAUGGGCAAAAAGGACUUCAAUUAUCUUUUCCUCACCGUUUUCUGCACGAUGGCCCUGAAGCUGAGCUGUGUCAGCUCCAUGUCCAUGGCAGGGCUGGGAUAUGUUGUUACAGCAGCUGUUGUGCUCUCAGCUGUGCCUGUCACCAUGGUGGAACACGCCGAGUUCCUGAAGGCUGGCAAGGAGCCCGGCCUUCAGAUUUGGAGAGUCGAGAAGUUUGACCUGGUCCCGGUGCCUAAAAACCUGUAUGGAGACUUCUUCACAGGAGACUCCUACCUGGUGCUGAACACCAUCAAACAGCGCAGCGGGAACCUGCAGUACGACCUGCACUUCUGGCUGGGUGAUGAGAGCUCCCAGGAUGAGCGAGGGGCCGCCGCCAUCUUCACGGUGCAGAUGGACGACCACCUGCAGGGCCGGGCCGUGCAGCACCGCGAGGUGCAGGGCCACGAGUCCCCCACCUUCCUGGGCUACUUCAAAUCCGGCAUCAAGUACAAGGCUGGUGGUGUUGCUUCUGGCUUCAGACACGUGGUCCCCAACGAGGUCACUGUGCAGAGGCUGCUGCAGGUCAAAGGCAGGAGAACAGUGCGGGCCACGGAGGUCCCUGUGAGCUGGGACAGCUUCAACACAGGGGACUGUUUCAUCCUGGACCUGGGCAGUAACAUCUUCCAAUGGUGUGGCUCCAACAGCAACCGGCAGGAGCGGCUCAAGGCCACGGUGCUGGCCAAGGGCAUCCGGGACAACGAGCGCAACGGCCGCGCCAAGGUCUACGUGUCCGAGGAGGGAUCCGAGCGGGAGGAGAUGCUCCAGGUCCUGGGACCAAAGCCCACUUUGCCACCAGGAGUUUCUGAUGAGACCAAAACCGACACAGCCAACAGAAAGCUGGCCAAGCUCUACAAGGUCUCCAAUGGGGCUGGGAACAUGGCAGUGUCCCUGGUGGCAGAUGAGAACCCCUUCUCCCAGGCAGCCCUGAGCACAGAUGACUGCUUCAUCCUGGACCAUGGCACAGAUGGGAAGAUCUUUGUUUGGAAAGGCAAAGGUGCCAACUCUGAGGAGAAGAAGGCAGCACUGAAAACAGCUUCUGAGUUCAUUGACAAGAUGGGUUACCCCAAACAUACCCAGAUCCAAGUCCUCCCUGAGAGUGGUGAGACACCUCUGUUCAAGCAAUUCUUCAAGAACUGGCGGGACAAGGACCAGACAGAGGGGCUGGGCCAGGCCCACGUUUCUGGUCACAUUGCCAAGAUCGAGCAGGUCCCUUUCGACGCGGCCACUCUGCACAGCUCCAGGGCCAUGGCUGCCCAGCACGGCAUGGAGGAUGAUGGCUCCGGCAAGAAACAGAUCUGGAGAAUAGAAGGCUCCGAGAAGGUGCCGGUGAAUCCCGCGACCUACGGGCAGUUCUACGGCGGGGACAGCUACAUCAUCCUGUACGACUACCAGCACGACGGCAGGAAGGGCCAGAUCAUCUACACCUGGCAGGGAGCUGACUCCACACAGGAUGAGAUUGCAACCUCUGCCUUCCUCACAGUGCAGCUGGAUGAGGAGCUGGGAGGCAGCCCUGUGCAGAAACGAGUGGUGCAAGGGAAGGAGCCUCCUCACCUGAUGAGCAUGUUUGGGGGCAAGCCCUUGAUUGUUUACAAGGGGGGAACCUCGAGGGAAGGAGGGCAGACGGCGCCCGCGGAAACGCGGCUCUUCCAGGUCCGAUCCAGCACCUCGGGAGCCACCAGAGCUGUGGAGCUGGAUCCUACAGCCAGUCAGCUGAACUCCAACGAUGCCUUUGUCCUGAAGACUCCCUCUGCUGCCUACCUGUGGGUUGGCCAAGGAGCCAGCAACGCUGAGAAAUCGGGAGCACAGGAGCUGCUGAAGAUCCUGGGAGCUCGCCCAGUACAGGUCUCUGAGGGCAGAGAGCCAGACAAUUUCUGGGCAGCCCUGGGUGGGAAGGCCCCGUACCGCACCUCCCCCCGGCUCAAGGACAAGAAGAUGGACACCCACCCCCCUCGGCUCUUCGCCUGCUCCAACAAGAGCGGGCGCUUCACGAUUGAAGAAGUUCCUGGAGAUCUGACUCAGGAUGACCUGGCUACAGAUGAUGUGAUGAUCCUUGACACGUGGGAUCAGGUCUUUGUAUGGAUUGGGCAAGAUGCUCAAGAAGAAGAAAAGACUGAGGCACUGAAAUCUGCCAAGCGCUACAUCGACACCAACCCCUCCAACCGCGACAAGAGGACCCCCGUGACCAUCAUCAAACAGGGCUUCGAGCCCCCCACCUUCUCCGGCUGGUUCCUGGGCUGGGAUGACGAGUACUGGGCUGUGGAUCCCCUGCAGAGAGCGAUGGCAGACGUGGAUGUCUGAGAACAGGUUUGACACAGAGCCAGUCAGUGCCUUCAAUGCCUCCAAGAGCUCCUUCCUCCAGGACGCACAUUAACGAGGGAAUGAUGUUAAAUAGCCAAGUAGCUGUGCAAUAAUUUCCGAAAACAAUCACGACCGGUCAUUGACCCUCCUCCUUGCUUUGAUUAUAUUUAAUACAAUAAAGCUUGUGUGAAAUAUGGGAAGAA
This is a messenger RNA of Pipra filicauda (Wire-tailed manakin), 3491 nucleotides long. It is a transcript of the gene GSN, whose product is annotated as gelsolin. Gene Ontology annotation, cellular component: cytoplasm; actin cytoskeleton. The record is from RefSeq and is a predicted model, not a curated record. Gene Ontology annotation, biological process: actin filament severing; barbed-end actin filament capping; actin polymerization or depolymerization. Gene Ontology annotation, molecular function: actin filament binding; phosphatidylinositol-4,5-bisphosphate binding. The transcript is spliced from 17 exons. Bases 706 to 3288 code for a protein of 860 amino acids. Lineage: Eukaryota; Metazoa; Chordata; Aves; Passeriformes; Pipridae.